CAGGGCUUGUAACCGGUUUAGAAAAUACCGGUAAAUAAAGGUUAAUACCGGUUUUUAGUAAAGGUUUCGUUCGGAGCGCGUCCGAAAUGAAAGCGGUCCUAAAACCUUAAUAAACCGGUUUAAUCCACAGCGACACGUGCACGCGUCGGCAUCGCUUGAAGUUUGUUUUGUUUGAACUAAUCAAGUCACAACUUGUUAAUGCUCAGAGAUUGAUGCAUUUAUUGACACGUUUGCUAGCGUCUAGUGAAUCAAGUUAUUCUUUUUGUAGUUGUGUACUUAUUUCACAUUUUCAAGUGAAGCAUGGGCCGUAAGAGGAAGAACAAAAUAUAUAGUUAUUUUGAUUACGAUAAAGAAAUAAAUAAAUCCAAAUGUCUAAUUGAAGGAUGCGGGCUAACAAUGAAGGGAAAUCAUGGAUCCAAUUUACUUCGCCAUUUCUAUACACAGCAUCGAACUAAAUAUGACGAAUUAAAAAAGAGGGUGGAGCUGGAAAAACAAAAUGACCUAACUACAAAAACGGAAUCCUCUACUACUUUAACAGUAAUUGACAAUUGUGUAAAUUUAGUCGCUGUGCAUGGAAGACCGUUUACUUUAUUACAAGAUGAAGCAUUCCAAAACUUGAUCCAACUAAUACCAAAUAUGAAUAAAAGUUACAUCAGUCCCACAAACAUCAAGACUAAAAUCGAAGAAAAAGCUUAUGAAAUUCGACGUCAAAUCUAUAAGGAAACAGAAAACAAACUUUUAUGUUUAAAAGUAGAUGUGGCAUCAGUUAAAUCGCGGAGAUUUUUGGGCAUUAACUUGCAGUAUAUUAAAGAUGCUACACUUGUUCUGCGUAAUCUUAGUGUUUUAGAGCUGCAUGAGAGAAACACUGCAACUUUUCUUAAAGAUACUAUUAUAACGGUAUUAAGUCGAUACGGUAUUACAAUUAACCAAAUAUAUUCAUUGACUUCAGACAAUGGAGCCAAUAUGUUGGCAAUGUCACGUCAAAUUGCUGAUCUUCAGGCUAUACUUGACGAAACAGCUGAGGACAAAGAUUCUUCUUCUGAAGAUAAUAUUGAUUGGGAUUAUUGGGAAUCAGACAAUUUACAUGGCCACCAACAAUUGGUAGAUAAUCUUAACAACAUUGAGUUUGAAGAUAUCGUUGAACAUGAGACGCUUUCCCGAAUGACUGCUGUUCGCUGUGCUGCGCAUACAUUGCAGCUUGCUGUAAAAGAUGCAUGUUUAGAACUGCAACCAUUUCUAGAAGAGUGUCGGCAAGCAGUAAGAGUACUUCGCACACCUAAUGUCGCGCUUGUAUUAAGGCAAAAUAAUUUACCACAAGCAAUUUUGGACUGCCCUACAAGAUGGGAUUCCAUUGUCAACAUGCUAGAAAGGCUGAUGAGAUUAAAACAAUUUUGUUCUACUCACACUUUAAGUUUGCAGAUAGAAGAGAACUCAUGGACCAAAAUUGAACAGAAUCUCCAAGCUUUGAAACCUUGCAGAGAGUUAUCUAAAACUCUUCAGAAAGAACAAAUCAUCAUGGGAGAUUUUUAUAUAGCUUGGUUAAAGUGUAAAUUAGAAGUCGAGAACAUGAAUACUCCUCUAGCUAUACUAUUGGGUAUAUGCAUGACCGAAAGAGAGUAUCUUCUUCUUACAAAUGAUGUUUUUUUGUCAGCACUUUAUUUAGAUCCUAGAGUGAAUUCCACGCUUUCAGAUGAGCAUUGUGAAAAGGCUAGAAAUCAUCUUAUUGCAACAUAUCAAAGAUAUCUCACAUUGUCUACUAUGGAAAGUACACCACGGCAAAAUAAGGACUAUGGACUAGAAGCCCAUGACCUUCCAAAUUCAACAUCCACAUCAGAUCAAUGUUUAGAAUCGGCGUCCAACAAUAUUGAAUCUCAACCAUCAAGAUCUGUAGAAGAAGGAAAUCAGCCUUCAACCUCUUCGGCUAUUAUUUCUCCGAAUGUUAGCAUUGACAUAUUUUUGCAAAGGCAACAUAGAGAACGUCGCUACCCUACAGUAAAUAACACAGUGCGAGCAGAGCGAGUUCUAUUAAACAACUCAUUAAAAAACUUUUUGGAUGAACCUUUGUUACCAUCGAACGCUAAUAUUCUAGAAUUUUGGAAAAAUAGAAAAAUUACUAAUCAUCAGCUAUAUUUACUUUCUCAAAUAACUUUAGCUACCCCGCCAACACAAGUUAGUGUCGAACGACUUUUCUCAUCUCUGAAGUUUGUGCUGAACAAUUUGAGGAUGUCUUUGAAAGAUUCUAGUGUAGAAGAUAUAUUGGUAGUAAGAAAUAAUACGUUUUACAAUAAGUAACAUGUACGAUUUAUAUAAAUUAACUAGCUGUUGCCCGCGACUUCGUACGCUUGGAAUUAGUCAUUUUAAGUAGCCUAUUGUUUAUCCAAUCUGAUUUUUCUCAGUCUGUUUACGGUUUGUAUUUGAGUCAAGUUUUAAGUCUCUUAGUUUACCCAAGGAAUAAGAAUUUUCAUACAACCUUUCAUUAAAACCUAAAACCCCUAUUUGAAACCCUUCGGGGGGUGAGGGGGGGGGGGGGGUCCUUCUUAGUGCACCCUUAGACCGUGUACUGUCAUACUUUCAAUAAAAUAUUUUUUUCAAUUUCUUUCAAUAAAUAAGAGCGACAGGCGGCCAGCAUGCUCCGCCUCCUCGUCUCGCCCGCCGCCGCGCCGCCAGCAUUUUGUCUUGCUUGCAUCAAGCGCGCGUGGAUUUCCUUAGCAGAGUUAUUUUAGAAAUGUAUUUAUUAUACUCUUCAAAGAUCUUAUACUUACAAUCAUUAACAAAUAUAUUUCGAAAAAGAUUAUUACAGGAUUUUAUGUUGAUCAAAAACUCUAUGGCCCAUAACUCAUUAAUAGUUACACAACUCUUAACAUCUUACACACGUGAUAACUUUUAAACGAAAUAUCCGAUUGAGAUGAAACAAAAAGUAUUUUACUUCUACAUAAAUACUCUUGAUAACAUAAUGCUUAAUUUCGAUAAAGACUAAUAUUACGAUACAUAUUUAACGUAGUUUUUUUUUCUUCAGACGAUUUAAUAAUUAUUUUGAACACAAAAUCGGUUAUUGUGAUUAAACCAUGAUAGCUAGAUAUAUGUUCUCGCGGACUUUUUUGUAGGUCUUAAUGGGAUCUACAAACCCGUAGUACAUCAUUUUGUUCUAUUGUCAAUAGUUUUUACAGCGCACGCAAAAAUAGGUUUUCGAUUUUACACCUUGUGUUACAAAAUAGCAAUUUUAUUACGGAUCCCUAAUUUUGAAAAAAAAUAAACAUAGCCUAUAGCCUUCCUCAAUAAAAGGACUAUCCAGCACUGAAAGAAUCAUUCAAAUCGGACCAGUAGUUCCAGAGAUUAGCGAGUUCAAACAAACAAACAAACAAACAAACUCUGCAGCUUUAAAAUAUUAGUAUAGAUUGCGUUAAGUUACAGUAGUACACACACACACACACAUCUAUUUAUUUUCAGUUCUUCAUCACACUUUAAAUCAAACAUAUUUUUAAAAUAACUGAGCCUAAUACAGUAAUUCAUAAAUACCUCCUUUGGAAGAAUCAGCACAUUGGCCUCCUAGAAUAUUUAAUUUAAUCUAGGAGGUCAACGUGCUCAUGCUUCAAAAAGAUUAACGAUCCAGAAACAUGGUGUUUUUGGACCAUUUUUAUAUGCUAUUGUUGCUCAGUUUCAGCAUCUUAUUAAGUAUUUAGGGUCAUUUUAGUAACACCUUGUAUGAAGGGUGUAACAAAAAGGGGAAAGGCAAAGUUGUUUAGUUUAUGAACACAACUAUACCCUGUAAUAUUAUAUCGCCUUUUUGUUACACCAUAUAAUUGAUAAUUAAUUUUACGAUAAUACGAUAAAUUAAAAUAAUUUGUUAUGCUGAGAAUUUCUAAAAUAAAAAAAAAUAAAAAAAGAAUUAAAAUUAUUGUUAGCAUGAAAAUCAGAGAAAUUUUGAGGUUCCAAAAAUGAUUGUUUCUAUUCUUGAUUAUGUGUGUUUAUUUAUGUUUCGAAUUCGAUGUUUAUGUUUUAAUGAAUCAAUAUAUUUAAGUAUGUUUACGUAAGCUUCAGAGCGCAUACACGGUGCCAAAAAUUGUAAUUCGCCAAUCAAAAGGUUCCCAAAGUAAUAAUUUCUUUUGUCAAUCUCCUUUUCAAAAAUACAGUCAAUACACUGAUUGCCACUUGUUCUUAUUUCUUCAUCAUUGUCACUUGUAACGUCUUCUUCUUGUCGUUCUGUAUCAGAAACUACAUCUUCACUUUCAGCAUUUAUCUUGGUUUCGUUCAGUUUUUUAUUUGAAGAUUCAUUAUUUUUCUUUAUAGCCUGUGUAUUAGAAUUAAGUAUAUGUGCAUCUGAAUAUUUUUUCAAAUCAUCUACUAAAUCAGUUGUCCGACGCUUUUUUGGGCCUGAUAGUAGAGAUUGUGAACCGCCGCCAUCAUCUUCAUUUUCAUAAGCAUAUUCAGUGAAGAAUGGUAGGCUAUCUGGUAAAUCUGAAAGAAAACCACAUUACAAAUCCGUAAUCAAUGCGCAGUAGUCUUUGAAUGUAUAAGUAGAUAAUACGGUCGUCGCUUUAACCUAUUUUUUCCACUGCUGAACAUUUUUUUUAGACAUCGAAAAUAUUUUCUUAUAUUUUCAAUAUACUUCUUAAGAAAACUUGGACGCAAAAUAUUUGUCUCUUAUUUUUAAAAAUUCGACUUAAGUAAACUUCCUAACUGAGCACACAUACAUAGGUAAUUAGUAACAAUUUCUUGAAUAUUUUAAGUAAGAAAUUUAAGAGGAUAACUUACCCAUCUCAUCCAUUGGAACCUCAGAUGAGAGGCGUAAAGUUUUUAUUCUGAGAGGCGUAAGUAUGAAACUAUCACACACACACUACUUCACUCAUUCGCUCUGUAGUUGGAAAGAAACUGACAUAAAAUCAUUAUAAAUUUGAAUUGAGCGGCGAAGGCGAUGCCGUCAGUAAGAGCGAAAUGAAACCCUUUAAAACCGCUAAAUUGAUUCAAAACCUAUUUCAUUUCGCUCUUUAGGAAAACCGGUUUUUUUAAGGUUAAGGUAGAGCCAAACCUAAAUAAAACGCUCCUAAUGUACUUAACACUGAUUUAGGUUUGAAAAUUAACCGGUAAACAAGCCCUGGUA
Messenger RNA from Chilo suppressalis (striped riceborer), 5098 nucleotides. The record is from the annotation of a GenBank genome assembly. Lineage: Eukaryota; Metazoa; Arthropoda; Insecta; Lepidoptera; Crambidae.